AUGUGCAGGCAAGUCGACCAUUUUGAGAUUGCUCUUCAGAUAAAUAUAGAUGGUCAAGAUAUCCGGGCAGUAACACUUGAAAGCCUUAGGAAGUCUAUUGGUGUUGUUCCACAAGAUACUGUACUAUUUAAUGACACUAUAUAUCACAACAUUCAUUAUGGUCGUCUUUCAGCAACAGAGGAGGAGGUAUAUGAUGCAGCUCGGAGGGCCUCAAUUCACGAUACUAUCAUGAAGUUCCCAGAAAAUUAUUCAACUGUGGUGGGGGAAAGAGGUCUUAAGUUAAGUGGCGGUGAAAAGCAACGAGUAGCACUAGCACGCGCAUUCUUGAAAGCACCUCCUAUACUGUUCUGUGAUGAAGCUACUAGUGCCCUUGAUAGCACAACAGAAGCAGAGAUCUUGAAUGCAUUGAAAUCUCUUGCAAAUGAUCGAACGUCAAUCUUUAUUGCUCAUAGGCUUACAACUGCAAUGCAGUGUGAUGAGAUUAUAGUUUUGGAGAACGGGAAGGUUGUUGAACAAGGACCACAUGAGGUUCUCUUAUCGAAGUCUGGAAGAUAUGCACAACUUUGGGCACAGCAGAAUACCACUGUUGAUUCCAUUGAUGCCUCCUUGAAACUAGAGGCAUAA
This is a messenger RNA of Fraxinus pennsylvanica, 624 nucleotides long. The record is from the annotation of a GenBank genome assembly. Lineage: Eukaryota; Viridiplantae; Streptophyta; Magnoliopsida; Lamiales; Oleaceae.